GCGGGCAGUAUACAAUGGGAUGCAUAUGCUCUUCAUCGUCUCUAAACAAAGCAAACUAAACAAAGCAGAGGUCGUCUUUACGCACAUUCAGACGACGACGUGCUUUGCACCUCAACCAUCGAUUGCUCUUAUCGCAGUACAAUGGAUAGCCAUAUUCAGAUCUUCCUAAACAAGCUCUCCCUCGCCUCCUUCACCAUUGCCACGCUCAUCCUCCUCUCCCUCUUCCUCCGCAUUCCCAACACCUGCGUCCACAUCUCCGGCGGCCACCUCAAGCCCCACCACCGCUUCCCCAAAUCCACAUGCGACUUCACCGCCCGACCCUUCACCUCCGUCGAUAAACGCAACCGCCGCCUCUGGUCCACCAAGGCCUGGACCCAAACUGUCCGCUCAUACGCGGAUCUAUUCCAGCUCCUCCGAGACAAGCGCCUCUUCUCCGACCAUUCUCGGGCCCUCGUUGUUUCUGCGGGCCCCGGCCACGCCGUCAUGGCGUUGAACGAUCUCGGAUUGAGCGAUGUCACCGGAAUCGAGCUUGUUGACUCGCCGCCUCUAGUGAGCCGGGCGGAUCCUCACAACCUUCCAUUCUUCGACGAUGCGUUCGAUUUCGGCUUCAGUCCGUAUUUGGACCGGGCCCUGUUCCCCGCCCGAUACGCGGCUGAGAUGGAGCGGGUGGUUCGAGAUGGCGGCGCGUGUGUAGUUGCGGUGGAUGAGUGCGGGGAAGGGCGAAUUGAAUCGGUGGUUAGAUUAUUCGGAAAAUCGAAGUUCUUGGGCGCCAUGAACGUGACCUUGGGUGGGGAAAAGAGGACACGGAUUGUGCUCAGAGUUAGAACCUAGAACUGAUCAAUUUUUUUGGCGGUUUGUUCAUCGAAAUUCAAUCUCAGCUGUAAUUAUCAAUUCAUCCAGUAAGGGUUUUACUUACAGACUUACUCCCUAAUACAUUUAACCAGAUUACUCUAUCACAGACUUAUAAGGUUCAUUUUUAGGAUGAAACUCUACUAUACUAAUAUCUUGCUGUAUAUUUUAGUAUGUGUUGUUUAAUGUGUUUGAUGUGGGUAGGAUGUAACAUCAUUUUCAUUUAACCCCGCAAAGGCUCUCAUCUACGGUGGGGUAAGGGUUGGAUGGCCCAUAGUGAAAAUCUCAUCCAAAAAUGCAUGGACAACAAAGAAGCGCAGACAGUAAUGUUGGAGUUUUGGGGCUUGAAAAUUUUACCAGAGGAGCAUUCAGUAAACAAUGGCCUGGUGCAAUCUUCAGUCCAAAGAGAAGAGUUGGGAUUUUGUCUGAGAGUGGCAAAACGCAGGUUGCUUCCUUUCAAUGUGGGAAUUUGUUCUUUGAACUCAUGAGCCAAGUCAAAACUAUGGGUUAUGUUUCUGUCUCUCUGGAAGAGUUGCUAUACCCAACCUCUAAUCUCUAAGAAAAAAUGGCUCCGAUUGGUUCCACAUGCUAUGAUAGAAAUGUCGAAGCCCAUCAUUUUGAGGUUCACAAUCUCAGUUACAAUACCAACUUCAGCACCAUAGAUUCUUCACAUGGUUCAUUCUUCUAAAGGUUCUUCCCUUUUCCCUCUCCACGGGAAGGAAAAGAUUUGGACACAACUCACGAGUGUAUUUUUGUUAAACAUUAUUGAUGUUAGGUGCUUCCACACAUAUUUUCAUAACAAGGAAUUCUUAUACAGAGUAAUAUAAUGAUUAUAACAAGUCAUGAUAGAUACAUUAUUAUUCAGAAUGACAUUCACUCUGUAUCUUAAGUACCUGUGAGACAACCCAAUUACUUUAAAGUGCAUAAGCAG
Molecule: messenger RNA, 1780 nt
Organism: Cuscuta europaea
Lineage: Eukaryota; Viridiplantae; Streptophyta; Magnoliopsida; Solanales; Convolvulaceae
Source: the annotation of a GenBank genome assembly